UACAUUAAGCUUGCUUGAUGACAAUGUUAUUUACAUUAUGGCGAAUGAGAGCAUGUGCCAUCCGACAGCAUAUGUACUUACUGUGGACACCAAAAGUUUGAAGCUCGAGUCUGGUGCGCAGUGUGCUCCUCAAAAGACGGCGUGGUUCGAACCAACAUAUGAACCGUGUGUUCUUUUUAGCUCUUUUGGCACGACUUCAGAGUUGGUUAAAGAAUUUGAAACCAAAGGGACAAUAUUUGAAAUCAAGGAAGGGCCGGUGCUCUCGGUGGUGUCGAAGCGUCUCUGUGUGCUGCGGAAGAAGCAGAAUCGCAUCGCGCAGAUGGAGGAGUCCGUCGCUGCCGGCAAGAUGCUUAACCAGGAGCAGAAGGAGCUCAUGCACUCCAAGCCCGUCAUCGCCGCGCUCAUUGACAAGCUUGAGCGCCUCCGCGUACCACUCUCCACUGCUCUCACCAAGGAGCUCUCCACCGUCCCUGCACCUGCUGCCGGUUCCUCAUCCUUUGGCUCCGAUUUGUCCAUCCAGGACCUCCUCGCGCUCAUCUACUUCGGCUCCCUUUUUUAUGUCAAGUCACCGAACGAGUUCAUCGCCACCAUGGUUGCGCGCAAGAACGAACGGAGCAGCUGCAUCACCCACGGCUACGUAUGGGAUGAUACCGUGGACCUGCUCGUGGAGAACGACCUUGAUGCAGUGUCUGCUGUGGCGGCCCUUGCCGCGGCUCGCCCUUCUUCCGCAGAUGGUGUCUCCCACCAUGACGCACUCCAGGCCUGUGCCCAUCAUGCCCGCCUAUGGCUAACCCGUGCUGAUGCGCCGAUCCACCCUGGCUCCUCUGUUACAUAUGCUGCGGUGAGGUCCAAGUUAGACAGGAUCAUGGCAUCAGACUACUACACAGCACCUGCAGUUGCUGGGAACCAUGGAGCUGAAGGUCUGCAGGCACAGAUGAGCAUGACCGACUCACCAGAGGCACCAUCACUCAAGGAGACCCUAGCUGCUGAAAAUCACAAGGAGGACGAGGAAGAUUCCUCGCAUGCCACAGAAAUCGACAAUGAUCAUCAGUCUAAUGCAGCCGAUGUGCAAAAUGUGGAUGGUAAAACCCUGGUGAACCCUCGUGUGGAAUAUCGCGUGGCUGAGGCAGAGCAGGAGAAAUUUGAUGUGAAAGAACAAGAUCAGAUGUAUGCCGAGCCAAAAAAGCGACAGUUUCAGCACCCUCGGCAAUCUUGUCAGAACCAGUGA
Molecule: messenger RNA, 1228 nt
Organism: Triticum urartu
Lineage: Eukaryota; Viridiplantae; Streptophyta; Magnoliopsida; Poales; Poaceae
Source: RefSeq, a predicted model, not a curated record